CCCCUGCAUCGAUUAGAAACCACCCGGAAGUCCACACAGCAUCGGGGUUCAGCCUCGGACAUAACUGCUGGCAGUCUUCCCCUCCCAUUGCCGAUCCAUUUGCCCCAAACCUUCAGGGUGCGCACACUGGUGAUGGAUUGUUUUGGGAUUUGCCGUUUUUUCUGCUUCGUCUUGAAAUGGAGCAGUGUAGUACGGCUCUCCCUUAUCACCCAGACCUGGUUCCGCAGUCGGACCCGGCCGAACCUCAAGAGGAGCUCCGGCUUUCAUGAUUGUUCUGGGAAGCAUACCUACCCCCAUUUAUCCUAGCUUUGAGUUCAGGCCUGCCAUCGACGAGAUCUAUCCCCUACUACAGGCUUUGGUUCCUGAGCGAUAUGAGGGAGAUCUAAGAGACACACUGGAACGGAUCCUGGAACCGGCCCUGUCGGGCACGGGUGCACUUGGUUUGGUUCUUUCGUUGGCAUCGUUCUUCGUAUCCAACAACGCACUCGAUGACUGUGGGCUCCUCCUCCAAUGGAUCUCCGACCACGGACAUACGAGAGACCUGAUAUGGUUUCUCAGACGCCAGACCCCUACAACUCGUGCCUUUGCCAACGCCCUUUUUGGCUCGGCGACGCAACUCCAAAAUGUCCAGCUUGCCAAUGCCAUCCUCGACUAUGGGGGAAAGCUCGGCCACAAAUUGCUAUACGAUGCUGUGUCUCUCGGCGAUAUUGCGCUUACUCGGCGCGUUUUGUCCAACGUAAGGCCAAACUCCGGGACGGAAAGCGACUGGGAGGGAAUCUUUCAUCUCCUAGUCCAAACGCGACAGUUCGGACCGGCGAAAUUUCUUUUGAGCCGCGGAGUCUCUGUGAAUGCAAACCUUCCUUUAACUGGUUCUGCUCUUUACGUUGCGGUCAAGGAAUCCAACACCCAGGGAAUUGACUUUCUUGUCAAAGCUGGCGCAGACAUCAACUUACAUUGCAAAACCCUGGAUCCGCCUCACACCCCUUUGGCACUCGCGCUGUCCAGAGAAGACAAGGCGACAGUCCAGCUCCUCCUCGUACCCAAAACGGGCUUGCCAUCGACAAUUGAGGAGAGACCCAUACUUGAAUGGGCUUCCCUGAAUGGAAGAGGGGUGGUCGGUCUCGUGCAAGAAAUACUCGGUCUUCAAGAAGGCUUCUUCUCUCUUGAGGAAGCAGUGGACGCGGCGAGCCGUGGCACCUCUGCCUUCAAAAGGUACGUUGAGCAACAAGCUGGAGGCGCCACAACACACCAGAUGGAACAAGCUCUGAGGGAAUCGAUCAAAGGGGGUCAUCUCGCGGCCACUAUUACCCUGCUCAAGCUAGGUGUUGACCCGAAUGGGCGAAGUCUGAAAACUCCCCUGCUUGUCGCAGCCUUGGUGGAUCAAAAAGAUAAACCCAUUUUCGCCGAGCUGCUUCUGGAUUACAGCGCAGACGUCAACCGACUUUCCCCGGAAUUCGUCACCAAGGACAGCAACGUAUUGAACGCAUUCAUUGCAUCUGGGGCUGGUAUGGCCGAGAGAGCCAAUGUCCUUGACCAAGCCAUUGAAUGUGACGACUUCGAGGCAGCAGCAAAGCUCAUCCGGUCUGGAGUUAGUCUGAACACGCCUGCGCCGAGAAACGGACGAACUCCACUCCAGAGCGCUGCGUAUUGGGGGCGUGCCAAGAUGGUGUUGUAUAUGCUCAACAAAGGCGUGGAUAUCAAUGCAGCUCGUACCGAAGCCGACGGGACGAGGACAGCAUUGCAAGCAGCACUUGAAGGCCGGAGCCCUGUUGAGGUGGGCAAUCUGUUACUUGACCACGGGGCCGACGCGUCGGCCCCGCCCGCUUCUGUUAGCGGGGUGACAGCACUUGAGGCAUUGUUCAGGAAUGGUUCCUGGAGUUGGCGCAAGGGCAUGACUGAACUGUGCUAUCGAUUGCUUGCUGCCGGUGCCACAGUACACCGCCCUGGCGGCGGUCCGAGCGACUUGCUUCACCGAAUUAUCGAAAGCAAACAGCACGACAUGCUCCGGCGCUUCCUUGGGCCACCCUACAAUGCCGUGCAUCGAUACUACGGCCCCGUAAAGGACUUCAACCUAAUGGAUCUCUACACACCGACACAAUAUGCGGCCGUGGAUGGGGAUCUAAAGGCGGUGGAGAUCCUUCUCGACCACGGCGCCGAUGUUAACGAAGCCGCCGCUUACGGGGGGCGCACCGCUUUGCAAGGGGCCGCCCAGCGCCGGCCAUCACCCGACAGACAAAACCUCUGCUCCUUGCUCCUCGACCGCGGCGCCGACAUCAACGCCCCUCCGGCAGCAUUCAGGGGGAUCACGGCCUUGCAAGGCGCCGCCAUAUCCGGGGGCCUCCUCCUCGCUAAGGAGCUUAUCCUGCGCGGAGCUGAUGUCAACGCCCCGGCCGCCUUCUGCGGCCGCACCGCCCUCCAGGGCGCCGCCGAGCACGGCCGGCUGGACAUGGUGCAGCUGCUGUUGAACGCGGGGGCUACUACGCACGGUGACGCAUGUACGCGCGCCAUUGAGCUGGCUGAGGUGGAGGAAAACUUUGCUAUAGCCGAUUUCCUGAGGAUGCGGGCUGCAGGCGAUGGGACGGUGGCGGCUGAACCGAUGACGGUCGCGGAGGAUCUGUUUCAAUGGGAAUCCAACAACGAAGAGGACUUUUCUAGCGGCAGAGUGGGAGGGGUUCAUGUUCAGGCAGGGGACUUGACCGGGGAAGGUAUGGGUGGCGUGGAAUGGGAUGAGGGGGACGCCGUAGAGGAGGAGCUUUCGGCGAAUCUUCCAGAUGAUUAUUGGGAUUGGAUACUUGGUGUUGGUGGGGGUCGAAUCGUUGAUGAAUUCGACAUAUGAAGAUAAAUAUUUGAGUAUAUACCCCUCGACAAGGUAGAUGGAAUGAACCACUGCCGGGUCGGUGGUAGGAAGCCGAGAAGCUGUUUGUGCAGGUGAUGGAGACUCGCAAGACGAAGGUCGGGCCGGACCAUCCAUGCACAAUGACGAGCGUGAAAGAUGGUCUAAACCACGGCACACGUUGUCUGGGUGGAAGUCAUCGCCGGCGCGUUAACCAUUGGCUAUUAGAAUCCGGCGUUGGACAAGUCCAUCUUCAUCAUCGUUGUUAUAAACCUAUCGGGCAUAAAAGGCUACGGGGAAGUCCAAUUCAUCUUUGCCAUCGUACAUCACGGCUGGUGUCGG
Molecule: messenger RNA, 3175 nt
Organism: Chaetomium fimeti
Lineage: Eukaryota; Fungi; Ascomycota; Sordariomycetes; Sordariales; Chaetomiaceae
Product: ankyrin repeat-containing domain protein
Exons: 2
Coding region: 266-2836 (856 amino acids)
Molecular function (GO): protein binding
Source: RefSeq, a predicted model, not a curated record